Messenger RNA from Kalmanozyma brasiliensis GHG001, 1776 nucleotides. RefSeq lists its product as uncharacterized. The record is from RefSeq and is a predicted model, not a curated record. Lineage: Eukaryota; Fungi; Basidiomycota; Ustilaginomycetes; Ustilaginales. The transcript has 2 exons. The coding region runs from base 1 to 1776 and encodes 591 amino acids.
AUGUCUUCUCUCGAUCAGAACGCUCCUCGCAUGCGUCGCCACAGGCGUCGCAUCAACGACGACGGCUCUCAGCUCGCCAACGCUGUUCGUUCUUAUGUCGAUGACCACGCCAACGACGCUCAGCUUGUCGCUCGUCAGGCAGAUGGCGCCAAUGGCAUCGGUCCCGGUCGUAGCAGCAACGCUCCUCCCAUGGGUGGUGGCUUUGGCCUCGGAGACGAUGACAGCUCGGACACCACAACCGCCACUCGUGCCGCCACCCGCACCACUCAAGCCGCAACCAGCACCUCGCUCUCCCGCAACCUCUUCACCAGCACCUCAGUCCCUUCUUCCACCCGCGACGAUCCCCUCGGCAGUCUCAUCGACUCUCUCUUUGGUUCUUCCAGCACCACCUCUUCUUCCUCCACCACCUCUUCGUCUACCUCUACGUCCACCUCGACUUCCACAUCGAGCACCACCACUUCUUCGUCCACCACAACUUCCUCCAGCACUAGAUCCACUUCCACCUCGAGCUCCACAUCUUCGUCGCGCUCCUCGAUCGUGCCCAUCACAGCUACUGCUGUCGUCACCGCCACGCCCACCGGCAUCUCCUCUGCGGCCACCGCUUCGGCAACGCCCAAGUCGGCCACUUCCUCUGCAGGUCCCAUCAUCGGCAUCGUCGCCGGCUCGCUGGUCGGCAUCGUCGUUCUUUCCGGUCUCAUUGGCUUCCUCUUCAAGAAAUACCGCAAGCAGGACGACCCUUACGAGGGCAACCCCUUCGACCGCGAUGCCUUCCAGCGCCACUCGGCCAUGAUCCCCGACCACUUCGACUCGGACGAGGGCCACGGAGGCGCCGGCGGCAUGUCGCCCGAAAUGUCGGAACACUACCACCAGUACAACAACUUUGGUCCCGCGUACGAAUCCGGUGUCAGCGCCGGCGCUAUGGGAGCCAUGGCAGCGCACAACGAGGGCGGUCCUCGUCCCCCGACCAUGUUUGCCAAGCACGCUGCCGGUGUGCAGCAGAACGCGCCUAUGGUCGGCGGAUACUACAAGGAUGGCGAUUACGCCAACCAGAUGAACUCGAUGCCUUCGCACUCGGACUACCACGCCCCGCCCUCUGCUGCGUUUGCUAAUCACCCCGCUGACCAACAGUACCUCGAAGAACCUGGUUUCGGUCAGGGUCAACAGCGCGCCAUCUCGCCCGCACCCCAGCUGCCACCCCUCGCGGCGUUCGGCGGCGAUCCGUACUCCAUCGCUGGUGUCGGCCGAGGUCAGCAGCAGGCGCAGAACGUUGCCAACCCGUACGCCCACCUCGACCGCGCACACGGCGGUGGCAUGUCUCCUGGCUCGUUCGUCCCCGGCGCCGUCGUCCCUGGCACGCACCACGCCGGAUCUGGCUCUGUUUCGUCCGGAGAUGGAUCCGCCGACCAGCGCCACGCGUCCAUCAACGCAGCCGAGACGCUCGCUGCGGGACUCGCACACCAAUCCUCCCUGACCCGAUCAACCAGCCCACCCAGCCGCACCUACGACACCGCCGGUCGCCCCGGAACCUCCGAAGGCCGAUCUGGCACACCUGACCUGCCCAACGUCCAACAAACCUACGCCUACGAGCAGCAGCAGCUCCAGCAACAACACUACCAGCAGCAGCUCCAGCUCCAGCAGCAACAGCAACACCAGCAACAGCUGAGCGUGCGCAACCUCACCCCGGCCGGUGGAGCAGGCCUGUCUGCUGGUCAGAGGCCCAUCUCCACAGCUAGCUCCAUGGCCGAUGAUGAGGAUGCCUAUGGUGGCGUGUACUAG